UCUCUCUCUCCCCCCCCCCCCUCUCUCGCUCCCUCUCUGUGUUCUGUAUAAGAACAGUCCGGUGAUGGAGACUCCAUCACAUCGCAGUUCACUUUUACGCAGCGGAGAUGAGCGCCAGGAUAACGAGAUCCAACCCGGCCAUGAAACUGAUAGUGCUCUUCACAGCGUCUCUCUCCUGGGCCUUCCAGCAGCCGGCCGUACCGCCGAAGUACCAGCACCGUGACCCCGUGACGUCUGAGCUCCUCCUGUGCGACCAGUGUCCGCCGGGCACGGCCGUGACACAACACUGCACCGCCGACACGCCCACAGAGUGCCAGCCCUGUCCCGAGAGGCAUUUUGCUGAGAACUGGCACUGGGGGGACACGUGUCAAUACUGUACCUCGGUGUGUAAGGAGAGGCAGCUCGUGAGGCAGCAGUGCAACAGCACCCACGACCAAAUGUGCGAGUGUGCUCCAGGUUUCCAUCUAGUGGUGGAGUUCUGCAUCACACACAGUACCUGUUCGCCUGGCUUCGGAGUGACGGCUAUGGGUACACCAGUGAGCGACACGGUUUGUGAGCACUGCCCCGCCGGUCAUUUCUCCACCGGCAGCUCGGCCACCGAGACGUGUCGGCCCCACAGAAACUGCUCCGAUUUGGGCCUGAAGACACUGAGGUGGGGCACGUCCACUACGGAUAGCCUCUGCGGCAGUCCGGACAAGACGGCAACACUGGACUGCGCCCAGCAUCACACUUUGUGCCACACUGAUGUGACCCUGUGCGAGGAGGCAGUCUUCCAGUCGCUGGCCUCCCUGAGGCUGUCCUCGGUGCCCCUGGAGCGGCUGCUGGAGAGUCUUCCGGGGCAGAGGGUGGAUCACAAGAGCCUGGAGAGGCUGAAGAAGGCCUGCUCUCCUCACCAGCAGGUCCUCCACCUGCUGCGACUGUGGAGGGAGCAGAACAAAGACCAGGACAAGCUGUAUGGCAUCAUACAAGGUGUGAACCACUGUGAGAGGAAGGUCUCCCGCUGCAACGGCCUGAAGAAUCUGACCCUAGAUGACCUCCUGCAGGUCACCAACAGCCUACCAGGGGUGAAAGUUCAGCAGGAGGACGUUCGGGCCGUGGUCUCCACCUGCCUGCCCCGGCAGUACAUCCUGCAGCUUCUUCACCUCUGGAAGACGGCAAACUACGAGCUGGAUCUGGCCAAAGGUCUGUCUCACAGUCUGCGGGUGCUGCGCAGCCAGGGGGCGCCCCGCUAUCUGCUGAAAGGCUUGAAGAAGAUCAGCCGCAUCAUCGGGACCACGUCUGCGCACAAGCUGUACGAGAAGAUGUUUGUCAGUAUGCUUCGGGAUGAGUUGUGUUUUAAGGGUCACAAGCCAUUGAAUGAAUAAGGAAAUGGGAGGUAUGAGCAGGAAUGUAUGCAAUCUAAAGCAUAACAGACACUAAUGCACCGUCAAAUACUGACACAGACACAAAAAGACACACACACACACACAUACACAGUGAACCCGGGGCAUAAAGGUAUGUGAAAGAGUAACAUACAUGGGUCCCAUGAUAAUAAUUUCAGGGUCUUUAAGAUAUCACCAAAUGAUGUCAAGCUUUGCACAUAGUGCCAAGAGGUAUUUUUCAUUAAGGUAAGAUGGGAAGGUAAACUCUUCUUCCUGUCACUGACGCCAAAAUGAGGUUUGGAUAAUAUGAGGUAACAAGUGAUACUAAUAAAUUCACCCUGAGUAUAAAGAAUCUGUCAUGCAGUUAUGAAUUGAAAUAGAAUUGACACAAACUAACUAAACUACUACACAUCUGUGUACUCCAGGCAGACCUAAUCAAAAAGUUAAAUGAUUCCUGGAAACGUUAUGACCGGAGUCUGUGAAAAAAAGAAAAUAACUAUUUAAGAUGUAAAUAGCACACUAUUUUAUGAAAUAUGGGCUGGCAAAUGUUGUGAUUUUAUUAUUGUUGCUUUCUCGCUGUUUGAGAGGAAGGAUUUGGUUUCAUAAUGAAAUACUUUUCUACAGUUUUCCUUUGUUUGUUGGUUUGUUCUGGACUGCUAGCAAGUAAAGCUCAUCUGAAUUUUUUUUUUUUAAUAAUUGUCAGCUUUAUGAAUGUACAAAGGAGUGCAAUUGUUUUCUAUUUAAAAAAAAUAAUAAUUUUUGUUUCUCAACAUGUAAAAGCUUGUUUUUAUUACUUCAUCAGAAAUACUGGAUUCCAAAUGCUGCAAGUUCAUGAAGUGAUAUUUGUUUUAUAUUUUGUUCCAUCACUUUUAUAUUAUUAAAUGUAUGAUCUUUAUGUA
This is a messenger RNA of Scophthalmus maximus (turbot), 2260 nucleotides long. RefSeq names its product tumor necrosis factor receptor superfamily member 11B-like. NCBI's taxonomy places the organism in Eukaryota, Metazoa, Chordata, Actinopteri, Pleuronectiformes, Scophthalmidae. The transcript has 6 exons. The record is from RefSeq and is a predicted model, not a curated record. Gene Ontology annotation, molecular function: protein binding. Bases 108 to 1364 code for a protein of 418 amino acids.